AUGCCUCCCUUUCGGCGGGCGUCUUCCAAGGAUAGGGACGAGACAUACACGGAGAAUGUAUCCCAACCAAAACGGCAGAAAGGCAACUCGGGAAGAAUAAUAGUCCCCUCGCCAAACGUACGCGUCACAAGAGCCUCUUUGUCACUCAAUGGCCUGCUAGAUUUUUUUCGAGUUGGAAUCGAGAGCCGCGCAUCUGAUGGCCCAGCGAAUAGUUCUGAGGAGGCCGGUGAUUUUGAACGUUUUAUGGCUUCUGUGAUACCACAAUGUUUGGAAGUACGCUCCCAGACACAGGACAACGACUGCAGAACGGACGGUGUUGGCACUUCUCUUCGACCAUUAUCUCGAUACGAGGUGUCAGCUGCGAUAAAGCACGCGUGCGCGUUGGGUGCGGCAACUAUUCCUUCGCCUGUGCAGGCAGCUAUAUUAAGAAAGCUUCAACUCCAUCGGGAAAGGCGUAGAACAGGUAUUCAGGGGCUAAUCUCUGUUGAUUCCAAUUCUUUGACCUCCCUGGCCCCGCAAUUUCCGCCUCAGUCACCCCCAUCAACGAUCUUUAAUUCGCUCGCCUCCAUCCGCACCACGCAUUACGAAACCUCUUUCUUAUCACGCCUAUGUGGCCAUAGACCAUCCAAAGAUUGUGGACUAAUUGCAGUAGAUUGGGAAACUAGAUCUCCUUGGAUGGAAUUGAUGGCAGAUGUGCGAGCACACUACUCCUAUGCACACCCUGCACGAGCUCAAUCACCUGAAGUUCCGAUUCCCAUUCGUUACGUCUCUCUGCAGCCGUCCCACCUUCAACAGGUACACGAACUACUAGCUAGAGUAUUUUGGGAUGGAAUUGAUGUUAGCGACUUGCUUCAGUAUUCUCCCGAGCGCUGCUCUGUAAUCGCCGUGUAUGGGAAAACUGUAGUAGGCGCGGCGCUUUUGAGCUCGCCUCAGGAAGUGUACAUCACGUAUCUAGCUGUUAGAGCAGGCUGGCACAAUUCACAGAUAGCAACGACUAUGUUAUAUCACCUGAUUACGCUCAAUCCACACAGAGACAUCACUCUUCAUGUAGCCGCUAAUAAUCCAGCAAUGUUGCUGUACAACAGAUUUGGGUUCAAGGCUGAGGAGUUCAUCGCAGGGUUCUACGAAGAUUACCUGGACUCUCAGUCGAGGGCAUCUAUGAACGCCUUCAGAUUGCGUCUUCGGCGAUGA
Suillus paluster is the source of this 1191-nucleotide messenger RNA. RefSeq lists its product as uncharacterized. Gene Ontology annotation, molecular function: acyltransferase activity, transferring groups other than amino-acyl groups. The coding region runs from base 1 to 1191 and encodes 396 amino acids. The record is from RefSeq and is a predicted model, not a curated record. NCBI's taxonomy places the organism in Eukaryota, Fungi, Basidiomycota, Agaricomycetes, Boletales, Suillaceae. The transcript is spliced from 8 exons.